Musca domestica (house fly) is the source of this 1874-nucleotide messenger RNA. Its product is annotated as putative nuclease HARBI1. Gene Ontology annotation, cellular component: endoplasmic reticulum; membrane. Bases 312 to 1613 code for a protein of 433 amino acids. Gene Ontology annotation, biological process: lipid homeostasis. The transcript is spliced from 5 exons. Lineage: Eukaryota; Metazoa; Arthropoda; Insecta; Diptera; Muscidae. The record is from RefSeq and is a predicted model, not a curated record.
GACCAGAGCAACAACAACAACAUCAUCUCUCUCAUCUGUUUGUUCUGUGUUUGUUACUCCCAGAAACUGUGGGUUUCUUAAGACGACGACUUUGUUUUUUUUUGGGGGAAAAAAAUAAAAUGUUAUAACUCAACUUCCAUGAAAUAGAAAAAAAAAAGAAAAUACAAUUUCUUCCCACUCAAAAAAAAAUAAUUAAGAAAAAUUUAAAAAAAAAACUUCCGUUUGCAAGUCUUCGCAAGGCAUUUCUGCUACUCCCGCCGUCUGUCCUUCCUUGUGCAAACUAUUUAAGUAACCCCCCGCACUCAGAAGCAAUGGUUGCUGCUGGCCUCAAACAACAACUGCGCGGCAAUCGUUGCUAUGUCUCCUUGGCCUGUUCCAUUGGCUCCAUUAGCCUGGCCUGUGGCAGCUUCCUGCAGAUACCCAACACCACGGAUCGCAUUUCACUGCAGCGUGGCCUAUUUCUGACUUCGCUGGGCUUCAUCUACUUCAUUUCGCUGACGGACUUCUGUAACAAGUAUCUGCUAGAGACACGACAUGGAAUAAAGUUUCGCAAGAAAUAUCGGCUAAUGAUGUCAGAUGUUCUGGACAUGACCAAUAAAAUUGUUUCCGCCAUCCAAGCAUCUUUUUCAUUCCUGGUCGGUUUGAUUGUUUGCAAAUCGACAUGCAGCAAAACAUUCGUCUAUGCCUCCCAUUGCCUGAUGGAGGGCUAUGGCUGGUUCGGCACCGCCUACUUCAUGUACGAUAUAUGGUCCAUGUAUAAAGUGCAUACCCAGAAGAUAGCCGACAAAUUGAAGCUGAUGAAGAUGACUUCAUCGGCGUCGUUCACACCCAAGCCACUGGCCACGGGCCAAUCGAAUGGUGGACUCUAUGACAAACACAUUGCCCGGACCUUUGCGGCGAAUGGUCAGCGCUUGGUGGCCCUGGACGAAUCUGCGGACACGAACGGCGAUGAUAUGCAGCACAUACGUCAUCAUGAGGAUGAAAUCUACGACUAUGAUGGGGAGACAGUUCAGAUUCCCGAGAACGGAAAAUGGGGUUUCUUCAAGUAUCUGAUAACACAUCCGGUAAUGAUGAUUCAUCACAUUUUUGUUGGCACAGUGGGCUUCUUGGUGGUCACGUACAUACGUGGUGGUGGCCACUGCAUCUACAGUUACAUGUUUAUGAUGGAGUUCUCCACACCCUUUGUCUCGCUGCGCAGCAUCCUCAGCACCCUGGGCCUAAAGGAGACCCGUUCCUACAUUAUCAACGGCUUGGUAAUGCUGUUCUCUUUCUUUGUGUGCCGCGUCCUGAUGUGGCCCUAUGUCAUGUGGCGUUACAGUGUUGAGAUCAACGCCACCUUCUGGCAGGCCUUGAUCAAUUUACCUAUUGGUUGUAUUUUUGGCAUUUUGGUUUUGUUUUUGCCGCAGAUCUAUUGGUUCUUCUUGAUGUCCAAGGGGGCAAUAAAGGUCUUCUUCCCCACAAAAUCGUCCUCCCCCAAAAAAUCCAUAACAUCUGAUGCCGUUGUCGAUUCCAAAGUCUCAAAAGCUUCAAAUGGCAAUCUAUCCACAGCAACCCCCCUGGGAAAUGGUUCGUGUAAAACAAAUGGCAGUCUAACCAAACCGAAAACCACCUAAACUCAAAGAACACAACUGACAAAGAGUAACACAACAUUUAUUUUAUUUAGAAAAAAGAAAAUAAAAUUGAAUACCCACUGAAGUAGAAAAGAAGAAAAGCCAAGCAAGAAUUCUUUGAAAACAACAGAAACAACAAUAAGAGCAAAACAAACAAACAAAACAAAACUUAACCAUUAACUACCUUUAUUAAGUGAUUUUAAUUUAAUUAUUAAAAAGUAAUAACUACUGUUUUGUAACUUAAAAAUACACACAAAACAAAAA